AUGGCGACGCAAUGGCCUCAACAGGCAACGUGGCCAUCUGCUAUACAUGAGCAUGCCUCACGCCUCAGCACGUAUCUUGAAGCUUCGCUGACCUGUAUCGAACGCACCAACAACCAACCUGUACCUGCAGACCUCGUAAAUACCAUCAUUCAUGGCACGGUGACAUCUAUCCUGAAAGUGCAACACAUUCCUUACCUCAGCGCGAUAAGCGACGCCCUGAGAAUCCUUCAAGCAGAAGCAAAAGCGACAGCAAACGAGAACGCACAGACAUUCAGCAACAUCAAAAAUGAACUUACAAACAGUACAGAAGCCGCUCGACAGUUCACUAUAGCUACGCACCAGAACACGAAUAUAGGCGAGGAACCAAGGGCAGCCGCAAAAGAAGCAGCAGAGACAGGCAAAACAGUCCUGGAAAUAACUAGGGAGAUCCAGACCAAAGGGAUGCAGAAUCAGGCAAAUGAACCAAUGACCUAUGUGCAACCAGAGGCCAGACACUAG
Messenger RNA from Aaosphaeria arxii CBS 175.79, 498 nucleotides. RefSeq lists its product as uncharacterized. The transcript has a single exon. Lineage: Eukaryota; Fungi; Ascomycota; Dothideomycetes; Pleosporales. Bases 1 to 498 code for a protein of 165 amino acids. The record is from RefSeq and is a predicted model, not a curated record.